AGUUUAAAAUCAGGUCGGAAAGAAAAGAGAACAUAAGAGGGUCUGGAAUUGGCAGUGAUUUGUUGUUUAUCAGGAUAUCAUUGCUAGUCUAAACAACUAUCUUUUUUCGCUUUAUUUGCAAAGCUGUUUUUAAAUAUUUCGUUUGCUAACCGCAUAUCUGACCAAACAUAUGGCCAAGGCCGUAUAGCGUAUGAGAUAAAAGCGCCUUGGAUUGGGAAAACGGAUGUCUCUAUUUAAAUUCAACCUAUCGUCUCGUAAAAUCGACAAUUUAGCACUUACUCUUUAGAUGUAAACUCAGUAAAAGAUAAUAACAAUCCAUGGGAUAUUGGCACUUAUAUUUUUUACCUUUAUUUUUCGGGGGGCUUUCAGCACAUUUAAGCAGUGGUUUAUCGGGAAAACAGCCAAGGGCUAUUCGUUUACGGUGGAAAUGAAGACGGGAGAUUUGACCUUUUGAAUCUCCUUCCUGAAUCUCAUUUUUUUUUUUUUGCAAUUCUUGGAUCCAUGCCGCGAUACCUUUUUUGCAAGAAUGGAUACAGAAAAGAAACAAAUUUACUGCAAACUCUCCAGAAAACUCUGACAUUAAUGAAAGAAAAGCUGUUAUUUGGAGCGGUACAGGUGGAAAGUUUCAUUAAAUAUCCGCAACGGACGUCUCGAGUACUAAACUCACAACGUUGAUCUAUGUGUUUAGACUGAGCCGAUAAAUGAUGUGAUGCAUUUAGCAUAUUGUGCUAGCUAAAAGAGCUUUCGGAUUGAUUGGGUAAUAAAUGUCGAUAUCAGAAAACUGACAACUAGAAGUCCACCAAUGAGAUCUCAAGCAACGCUAUUAUUCGGUUCGCAUAUUCACUAGGGCGUUAUCACGCUUCGCACAUCGCAGAUAUGACAUAUAUAUCCUGAUUAUUGAAACGCACUGAAUUGUAUACGACGUUAUUUUUGACGUUGAAUCCCUAGUAUGAUAGAGCCAUGUUUGACAACUGGAUGGAGGAGUGUCCCUGCUGCUCAGUGUUUCUUAACAUCCUCUCUUUCUCGUGCUUUGUUGUCACCAUGUGGGCCGUCGGGGAUAAAACAGAACGCGAUGGCCUCGCGCCACGCGACAUUGCGGCACUGCCAGCCGUUUUGUUUCUUCUGCUGUACGCAUUUUACCUCUUGGAAUGCUACCGCUCUGCGACGAGACGGUGUUUGAGUAUAGUUAAGAAAGAAUCCGCGAUGACGUUCAUCGACUCGAUCAGAAGACGGCCGCCUGUGAUUUUGUUCAAAGCAACUGGCUGGCAUUACGAAAAGAAGCAAAGGGCGAUUCCUUACAGAGAUGGAAGAGGAAAACUGAGGGAACGAAUCGAGACGUAUCAGGAGAGAGUCGUUACUUUUGACGAAACAGAAGCUUUUAGUUUCACAGGAUGGGCUGACAUUACUGAACUCCCAGAAGGAUUAGAAAAUUACAGUUUGACCAGAAUGGAAAUGAAGAAGGGAUUCCACUUUGCUGAUGAGCCAACGAAAAAUCUAUUUAAGAAUCUCUCUCAUGCUUUUCAAGCACGCAAUAGACAUCGGGAUAGAUACAUGGACUAUGAGGAAGAAGUUGUGAUAGACGGUUUCGAAGAUCACGUAAUUGCGUGUGUUGAUCCUUUGAAAAAGGAGUGGUGGAUUGCAACGAAGUGGUAUUGGAUUUUUUCUGCUCUAUUGAUGUCUUCAAUUCUUCGGUGGAUGAUUGUAAAAAGAACUCGUCGGUUGUCUGUGAAAAUUUCAAAGCAGGUGGUUGUCAGUUUUUGACGGUUCUUUUAGGAGACAAUUAGUACGCUGGAUAAAACUGUUCUGGAUCGACGUUUUACGACAAAAAAUUGAAGCAAGCAAAAAGAGUCAAAUUAUAUUAUGAUUAUCUUAAACCUUAUUAACUUCCACACGUGGGAAUUUAUUUUCACACGGAUCACGGAAAGAAGACUUGCAUUACAGCGUAUCUAAAUUUGCAGACUGAAUCACAAAAGUAGGGACAAUUGCGCGAUUUCUGAGACAUCCUAGUGUUAGACCAAUGCUGUUGUGCGAAGAACAUCGUUACGGUUUGUGAAAUACUUUUCAUGAAUUCGACGAGAUGGCACGAGGAAGGAGCAAUAAUCCAUCUAAACAGCGCUAUAAUCCUGUGAUACAUCAGCGGUUUAGAGAAUCAGAAAUUCACGGUUGUGGUGCUACCAGGUAAACCAAACAAAGUUAUUUCAAGCUGUCAUGCAAGAAAAUGAGAAAUGGCAAGCUCCUGGUAGAUGGACCCAGAAACACGUCCGGAAACUUUCCUGAAAACACAAACUGUAGUGUUUGCAGUUCUUGACCUAAAACGCUUUUAACCAGCAGUAUUUUGUAAAAUUGUGCGAGCUGAAGGCAGCCAUCUUCAAAACAGAUGGAAGAUCGAUCUGGUAGCGAGAACAGUUUAAAGACUUGAAAGAAGAUCAGUUUCUGAAAACAUUAUCGCAUUUCAGUGGCCAAAUAAGUUGUAAGUCUUUCUCAUACUUUCUUGUCAAAUUCUUGACAGAAAUUCCACUAACACGUAACGAUGUUCGUUGCAAAACAACACUUCAAUAUGACUCACUUUUCUCAAAAAUCACGUGAUUUUGCAUGCUUUUGUGAUUCAGAUACCAAAUUUGAACACGUUGUAACGAAAGCCUUUCUUGCGUGAUCCGUAUACAAAUAACUUUCCAUAGUGGAAAUAAAUCGCUUAAUCGCUUAGAUUGUUUCAUUUUUUUGUUGUAAAGUCGAUCCAGAACAGUUUUGCCCCGCGUAGUAGGAAUUAGGGAAUUGCAAUUCGCCGAAUGCUCAGACCAUGGAUGAUCUAUCUAUCUGUAUUUUCCCUUCAACUUGCUUUGUUAAGAUAAUUAUUUCUUUUCAACCUCAUAAGGAGGAAUGGGCUGCAAUUGUUUCAAACUUUGGAAACUCACAAAAUUAAAACUACAGUAUGUUAAAGUUUCUGACUUUUCCUUAACUUUAUUAGAAGUUUAAGCAUUUAAACUGUGGUU
Molecule: messenger RNA, 2990 nt
Organism: Orbicella faveolata
Lineage: Eukaryota; Metazoa; Cnidaria; Anthozoa; Scleractinia; Merulinidae
Product: transmembrane protein 151 homolog
Source: RefSeq, a predicted model, not a curated record